Adineta steineri is the source of this 1362-nucleotide messenger RNA. NCBI's taxonomy places the organism in Eukaryota, Metazoa, Rotifera, Eurotatoria, Adinetida, Adinetidae. The record is from the annotation of a GenBank genome assembly.
AUGGAUCAUCGAAUAAUUUCUCCAAUGGAAAUGUAUUCUGUUGCUCGUCAUCAGAUGGAUUUCUAUAAGAGUGUUCUUAGUCAUCUUCGAUUUCAUAUAUCAUCAUUUUCUCUUUCGGAAUGGAAAUCAAAUAUUGAAAAGGCUAUACGUUUAACAAUAGAAGCACAACCACGAUUACGUCUGCAAAUUGACUGUUCGAGAAAACAAGCAUAUUAUAUAAUUUUACCAGUGGAUGUAUUUAAUACAUUACCAAUUCAAAUUAUUGAAAGAACAGAUGACGAUGAAGAAUUUUUAAGACAAACUCUUGAACAUGAAACUAAUAAUGGUUUUAUUUAUAAUCAAAAUUUACCUUUAUGGCGUAUCGUUCUUAUUACUUCAUCUAAUAGUGAUAUCGUUGAUUUUAUCUUUACAUUCAGUCAUGUAAUAGGAGAUGGUGUAUCAGGAAUGGCUUUUUUCACAACUUUUCUUGAAUGUCUAUGCGAAAAACCAACUUCUAUUUUUUCACUGAAUUCUGAUCGAGCAACAAAUGAACUUAUUCCAUCAAAUUUACCUCCUCUAUCAUCAUUAAUAAUGAAAAUAGUUGAAAAAAUUCUUUUACCAAAUUUUGUUAGUCAAUAUCUUUUUCCGAAAAAAUAUUGGACUGGUAAUAUACAAUUAAAUGGUAACGAACCGUAUGAAACAUGCUUACUAUCAUUUACAUUACCCAGCACAACACUUGAUUCAUUACAUAAAAAAUGCCGAUCUGAACAAACAACAAUAAAUUCAGCGAUACUAUCUUCUCUUCUUCUUGCUACUUCAGACAUAUUUGGUGAGAAAAAAAAUAUGGAAUAUUUAUGCGGUGUAGCUGUAAAUAUUCGUCGAUAUUGUGAACCGAUUAUUUCAAAUCAACAAAUAGGUGUUGUUCUUUCAUCUGCUAAUACUUAUCAUUAUAUUCCAUAUCGUGAAAAUUUCAUAGAUUUAUUUUGGCCAUUGACUCGUCAAAUAAAAGAACAAGUAAAUGAAGAAAUUGAUAAUGCUAUAUUACCAUUUCUUCAAACAUUGAAAUUUGUUUCUAAUUGGAAUGAAUUCAUAAUAGAUCAACGCAAAACUUUACCAAAUGGAUAUGCAAAUAGUGUUGAUAUAUCGAAUAUACUUCGUUGGUCAUUUAAAAAUGAUGAUAAUCAACCAUGGAAAAUCUUGAAUGGUACUUUUGCACAAUCAGCAAAUGUGAUAGGCAGUGUGUUUGCAAUAAGUGCAGUAACUGUUAAUGAUAUUUUAAAAAUUGUUAUUAGUUUUCGCAAACAUAGUUUUGAAAAUAUCGAACAAGUGGAAAUGAUGAAAGAUAAAAUGAAACAAAUUUUAAUUGAUGCUAUUUCAUUAUAG